GGUUCCGUCUGCCACGGUUAAGGUGAUGGGGUUGUCAAAAAGGGCAACUAUGAAAGAUAUCUGUCGGAACCUGGUGGAAUGGGGGCCUUUUCAUGACGCUCGAGUUAUAAAAGAACGCAAUUCUAGCUCCUGCAGUGGAAUUGCAUUUGUUGAUUUCCCAUCAGUUGUAUGUAAAGGCUGGCACAAUGAUGGAUGCAAUCGUACAUGAUAGCCUCAGCGUUGAUGGCAUGAUGUUGCAUUUUGAGUAUAGCUUUAGGAGAAUACCAACAUAUGCAUGAAAAACGAAGAAGGCAAGUAAAGUGGCGGAAAGCAUUAGAUAGAGGUACUACUGGUGCAGCUACACAACUGCAACAAGAUGAAGAUAAAGUACUACCGGAGUUGGUGGAAGAAGCUGAAGACAGAGAAGGAGCUGAAGACAGAGAGGAGGAGCAGAUGGUAGAGGAGGAGGCCGAAGAAGUGGAAAAAAGUAAGGCAGAGGAUGUGGUAGAAGUAGAAGACAGUGAGGAGGAAGGAGAAGCGGAAGACAGUGAGGCAAAGCAGAUGGUAGAGGAGGGCCGGGAAGUGGGAGACGAUGAGGGGUUAGACAUGAAUGAAGGAGAUGGAGAAGAAAGUGAAGAAGAAGAAGUACAGCAAGGCAGGGUUUCCACGAAAAAAAGGUCGAAUAAAUGGACUGGAAGAGAAACCAAUUUUCUAAAGAGAGGAACUUUUUUGCUCUCUGGAGAAACCAAAUCAUGGACUGAGAUUUUGAGGUUGGGAUCUCAUAUCUUCCGUCCUAAACGUACUGCUGAACAACUAAGGGAGAAGGAUAGGCGUACGAGGGGAGAUACUCACAGGGUCCGAACAAAAGGACGAAGGAACGGAGAUACUUGCAGGUUCCGAACAAAAGGUCGUAUGACUCGUAGGGUCAGGACAAAAGGGCGACGCAUUAGGCUAUGUCUAUGAAUUUCCCCUAAACAAAUUUCCCCCACAAUCUCUUUGGAUGUUGUCAGGUUUUCUUGUACUUUAUGAAAAGAAAUGAAAGUAAUACAGACACAGUAUAAUCUUGUGAAUUGUCUUGCUGCGGACAAAAUGCGAUGCAUUAUGUAGUUCAUUUUGGCUACCAAGGUAAACACUUGUUUUCUGGUUAACGUGAAAAGAAAUGAAAGUAGCAGUACUAGUAUUGACUUGAUUAUGUAAUCCGCCUUUGGUGUUAUUACCUAUAUCACCCAUAUAUUUUGUAAAUAUAUGAAUACAUAUAAGACUCUUUGGUUUA
Molecule: messenger RNA, 1252 nt
Organism: Papaver somniferum (opium poppy)
Lineage: Eukaryota; Viridiplantae; Streptophyta; Magnoliopsida; Ranunculales; Papaveraceae
Product: ribosomal biogenesis protein LAS1L-like
Exons: 5
Coding region: 271-942 (223 amino acids)
Source: RefSeq, a predicted model, not a curated record